UUUUCUUGUGUCUACGUUCGUCGCGAAAAGUCGCAAAAAGGUGAUUAAUUCAUAUUAAAACGUAGAAUAAAUUGUAAUUUUUUAGUUUGCAAAAUCUUUAAACGUACUUCUGUUAAUUAAUAAAAGAAAAAUAAGCAUUAAAAAUCAAACUAAUUAAUAACAAGUGUUGAGUAGAAAAAGCAAAAAAAGCUAAGAAACGUAAAACAAAUGAAAUCUAAUUUUUCUUUUCAAAGAAAGUGAUUACAAAGAAAUAAAAAAAAUUAAAAGAAUUUAGUUUAAAAAGGAGAUAAAGUUAUACAGAUUUAUAACGCAUAAGAGGCAAACAAGAAAAUUACAAGGAUAAUAUUGAGAAAAAAAGUUGCAAACAAAAUAAAAACAAUAAAAAACUUAUUAAACUACUAGUAACAAAGGAAACACAACAACAACAAAAUGGGCACAAGGGAAGAUGAAUAUGAUUAUUUAUUCAAAGUUGUACUAAUUGGUGAUUCUGGUGUCGGUAAAAGUAAUUUACUCUCACGUUUUACGCGCAAUGAAUUCAAUUUGGAAUCGAAAUCAACGAUUGGUGUGGAGUUUGCCACACGCAGUAUAGAGGUUGAUGGUAAAACAAUUAAGGCUCAGAUAUGGGAUACAGCUGGUCAAGAACGUUAUCGUGCUAUUACUUCAGCUUAUUAUCGUGGCGCUGUUGGUGCUUUGCUUGUAUAUGACAUUGCCAAGCAUUUGACAUACGAGAAUGUCGAUCGGUGGUUGCGGGAAUUGCGUGAUCAUGCCGAUCAAAAUAUUGUUAUAAUGUUGGUGGGCAAUAAAUCGGAUCUAAGACAUUUAAGAUCCGUGCCCACGGAUGAGGCGAAAUUAUUUGCCGAACGUAAUGGCUUAAGUUUCAUUGAAACUUCAGCGUUAGAUUCUACUAAUGUUGAAACUGCAUUCCAGAAUAUACUCACAGAAAUUUAUCGCAUUGUUUCUCAAAAACAAAUACGUGAUCCUCCGGAAGGUGAUGUUAUUCGUCCCGGCAAUGAUGUACCCAUUGAUAUUAAGCCGACUGUUACUAAUGAUGUACGCAAACAGUGCUGUCAGUGACCGCCUUAUAGCUGCCCCCACAACAACAACAACAAUUAUUACACCUUUAAUCAACAACAACAACAACAACAGAAACACGCUAAAAGCCCAUGUUAUCUUUUAAAUAUAAUUUCCAUUACUAUUCUCUAAGAAGCUGUUAUUUAGUGUGACAACAACUAUGAAAACAAAAACUACAACAACAAUCCAACUAUAAUCCAAAACAAAAGCUUUCUCAUAAUGUAACAUCCUUUUUGAAAGCUUAAAAACAAAAUAAGAAACAAAAAAGCUUCUUUUUUUGAAAAACAAAAACGGAUUUUUUUUUAAAUAUUUUAAAUUAUUUCUCCUAUUAUUUCUUCUUUCCCCUCUUUAAUUAAAUUAAAAUAAAUUUAUCCAAAAUAUAGCAAACUUUUCCUUUUCAAGAAGAAAACAAAAAAAAAA
Lucilia sericata (common green bottle fly) is the source of this 1491-nucleotide messenger RNA. It is a transcript of the gene Rab11, whose product is annotated as ras-related protein Rab-11A. The transcript has 5 exons. Bases 430 to 1074 code for a protein of 214 amino acids. The record is from RefSeq and is a predicted model, not a curated record. Gene Ontology annotation, biological process: exocytosis. Gene Ontology annotation, cellular component: recycling endosome. Gene Ontology annotation, molecular function: GTP binding; GTPase activity. NCBI's taxonomy places the organism in Eukaryota, Metazoa, Arthropoda, Insecta, Diptera, Calliphoridae.